AUGACGGACGCCACGGAUCGGUCGCCGCGGCGCUCGGCGUCGCGGCUGGGGCGUCGCCUGUCCCGCCGCCUGUCGCUGGUGACCAGGGUUCCCGGCCUCAUCUCGGCCAGGCUCAAGGACCGAGGCCCGCCGCCGCCGCGCUCCUUCGAGAUCACCGCCAUCGCCCCCGACAAGACGCAGCGCAUCCUUCCGGCGACGAGCCCGUACCUGGUGCUGCAGCUGGCGGCGCCCGUGCUGACGGAGUUCGGCCUGUGCGAGUACCGGCUGCGCCUGGCCGGCUCCAAGGCCUCGGUCGACCCCAACGCCGACGUCUCGCUGCUCGAGGGCGACAUCCUGCUCAUCGACCCGCCCUGGACCUGCAGUGAGCGAGCUGAGGGCGACGCGCGGCUGCGGCUGACGGAGCAGCUGUGGCAGGGCGAGAGGCAGUUCUCGUGCGAGCUGUCGGCGGCCGGCGAGCUGUGGGCGGGCCCGCUGCGCAGGCUGCCCUCCACGCUCAGCCCGCACCAGCACGACACCGUCUUCCAGGGGCUGGCCGCGCUCGCCAAGGCCGCCGCCGCCUUCGCCGCACAGAUCGGAGAGGUUGUGGAGAACUGGAACCCUGAAACUUCUGAAGUUGGGCAGCUCUUCUCGCAACAGCUGUGGGACAACUUCGAGGAGUACCAGGACACGUACAGACUGGCCAGAGAGCUGCUGCGUGAAAAGUGCGCCGAGGACGAGGAGUUCGUGGAGAUCUGCAAGCUGCGCCGCGGCGCCGCGCUCCACACCCUAGAGUCGCUGCUGGACCUACCGUGCCCCGCACAGCGCGGACUCAUUACCCGCGCCUCAAGUGCAGAGAAAGGCCGCGUGCAGCCGGAUACUCCCACGCCCGGCACGAGCCGGUGCGGAGCGCCGCCGCGGCGCUGUCCCGCCCACGCGACGCCUUGUUCCCGCAACCUGCCGCCGGGCCCCUGUGGCGCUGACUGCGGCUGCCGGGCUAAUAACUCGCGCUGA
Schistocerca serialis cubense is the source of this 990-nucleotide messenger RNA. RefSeq lists its product as uncharacterized. The record is from RefSeq and is a predicted model, not a curated record. Gene Ontology annotation, molecular function: guanyl-nucleotide exchange factor activity. The transcript has 7 exons. Lineage: Eukaryota; Metazoa; Arthropoda; Insecta; Orthoptera; Acrididae. The coding region runs from base 1 to 990 and encodes 329 amino acids.